Molecule: messenger RNA, 249 nt
Organism: Eimeria mitis
Lineage: Eukaryota; Apicomplexa; Conoidasida; Eucoccidiorida; Eimeriidae
Exons: 2
Coding region: 1-249 (82 amino acids)
Source: RefSeq, a predicted model, not a curated record
AUGAUCAUCAACAGGAACAACAGCAGGGAGAGCAGCAGCAGCAACAGCAGCAGCAGCUGCACCAGCAGCAGCAGCAGCAGCAGCAGCAUCGUUAUCACCGCCAUCUCCCUUCCCAGCAGCAUCAACAGCAGCAACAGCAGCACCAGCAGCAAAGCAGCAGCAGCAGCAGCAGCAGCAACAGCAGCAGCAGCAGCAGCAGCAGCAGCAGCAGCAGCAGCAUCGUUAUCACCGCCAUCUUCCUUCCCAUAA